Messenger RNA from Bactrocera oleae (olive fruit fly), 975 nucleotides. RefSeq lists its product as uncharacterized. Lineage: Eukaryota; Metazoa; Arthropoda; Insecta; Diptera; Tephritidae. The record is from RefSeq and is a predicted model, not a curated record.
GAUGCAUGGGAGCACACUUUCAUUUCUACUUUUGGUCCUUUCUGUGGCCUUUGUGGUAACUAAGCAGGAGUAUCCAUUAAGGAAAGAAGAUGCAGACCUAGCAGAAGGUCGCGCAGUUGUUAAGAAGGAUUUGGGUCAAUUAAGUGAGGCGGAACCAGCAGCAAUUGAAAAUAGCGGAAAUUUUACUGAACAGGUGAAAAAUGUUAAUACAACCGUGAAAUCAUCGGCUGAAGCAGACACAGAUACCGUUACAAUAGCAGCUGAGGAUGUCAAGAAUACUGCAGACAAGAAUAAGGAUUUAAAAUCGGAACCGCCAACAGGUUGUGAAAAUGCUGUGAGGAAACCCGAACUAGAGCAACAUCGGAAGAAUUUGAUUGCAACACCAAAAUUUCAUCAUGGCGACAGUAAACCUUAUUUACAGUUAGUUGUGCCGACACAAAAUCCAUAUACUACAAGCCCACCACGACACCAUCAUCCUGGUUAUGAUGGAGAUUACGGUUAUGGCGGGGAUUAUAGUUCUAGCGGUUAUCCUGGCUAUGGCAGUAAACCUGGUUAUAGCGGUAACCCUGGUUAUGGCAGUAACCCUGGUUAUGGCGGAUAUUCUGGUUAUGGUGGGUAUCCUGGUUAUGGCGGUUAUCCAGGUUAUGGUGGCUAUCCUGGUUAUGGCGGUUAUCCGGGUUUUGGUGGCUACCCCGGUUACGGUGGUUAUCCGGGAUUUGGGGGUUAUCCGAUUUUUAUUUACCCGAAUGGGACGAUUGUAAGCUUUCCAUUUGCACGUUUUCGUGCACUUAAUCUAGACUCACAAAGAUCUUUAAAUAAACCACAAUUUCGCGUUGAAGCACCAAGAACCACCACUGAGGGAAGUGUCGUGAAAGAAAAUAGCAAAGAGAAGGAAGUGCUGCCAAUAUUAUUUCGUUUAUUAAAUUUUGGCUAAUUUUGGAAAUAAAUAAACUCACGAAAUCGCAAGAUUCAACG